AUGCGGGAGGCGGAGCUGUUCAUAAAGCCGGAGGACAGCCAAAAGCCGAUCGACACCUCCAAGUGGCCCUUGCUGCUGAAGAACUACUCCAAGCUCCUGGUGCGGACUGGGCACUACACGCCUUUGCCCUUUGGCUGCUCUCCUCUCACCAGACCCCUGGAGGCAUACUUGCUCUAUGGCAUCCUCAACUUGGACAAACCUGUGAACCCCUCCAGUCACGAGGUGGUGUCCUGGAUCAAGCGCAUCAUGAAUUGCGAGAAGACGGGCCACUCUGGCACGCUGGAUCCCAAGGUGUCCGGGUGCCUGCUGGUGUGCCUGAACCGUGCCACGCGCCUCGUCAAGGCCCAGCAGUCCGCGGGCAAGGAGUACAUUGCCGUGGUGCGCUUCCACUCGGACCCCGGAUCUGCUUCCAAGGUGCAGAAGGCCCUGGAUAGCCUCCACGGCGCGACCUUCCAGAGGCCGCCGGUCAUCUCGGCGGUGAAGCGGCAGCUCCGCGUUCGUACCAUCUAUGAGGCCAAGCUCUUGGAGUAUAGCGCCAAACGGCAGAUGGCGGUGGUCUGGUGCUCUUGCGAGGCGGGCACGUACAUCCGUACGCUCUGCGUGCAUUUGGGCUUCAUGCUGGGCGUCGGUGCUCACAUGCAGGAGCUUCGGCGAAACCGCUCCGGCGUGCUGGACGAGCACAAAUACAUGUCAACGAUGCACGACGUGCUGGACGCUAUGUACAUGUACAACAACAUGCGGGAUGAGAAGUACCUGAGAAGAGUUGUGAUGCCUUUGGAGCUGAUCCUGACCAACUUUCCCAGGAUAGUGGUGAAGGACAGCGCGGUAAACGCCAUUUGCUACGGCGCCCAGCUGAUGAUCCCUGGCGUGCUGCGCUUUGAGCAGGGCAUCGAGGUGGGCUCGGAAAUCGUAAUGAUGACCACCAAGGGUGAGGCCAUUGCCUCCGGCAUCGCGCAGAUGACCACCGCCGUGAUGGCCUCCGUGGACCACGGGGUGGUGGCCGUGAUCAAGCGCGUGAUCAUGGAGCGUGACACCUACAACAUGCGCUGGGGCUAUGGCCCUCGGAGCAGCGACAAGAAGAAGCUCAUCCUUGCCGGCAAGCUGACGGAGAAGGGCAAGCCCAACGAGAACACCCCGAAAGCCUGGCUGCUGGGUCAGGGCAGGUGGAGCUACCUCCCGAAGCUCACCUGUGAGGAGGCCCAGGCGGAGAUGGACGAGGCGCUGCAGGCUGUGGCCAAGAAGAAGAAGAAGGCGGCACCGGAGGCCCCUAUGUUUGGGGACUUGGAGGACAAUCCCAAGCAUAAAUAA
Molecule: messenger RNA, 1308 nt
Organism: Effrenium voratum
Lineage: Eukaryota; Dinophyceae; Suessiales; Symbiodiniaceae
Source: the annotation of a GenBank genome assembly